CAGAGCCUAAGGGUGUGAAGGGACAGAGGGGAGAGGGGCAAGGGAAGCUUGGUGCCAGAAGAAGGGGGGACCGGUGGGGCUGAGGUCCCCAGGAGCAUGGCUGAGUCUGUCACCUAUGCAGACCUCCGGUUUGUGAAGGCUCCCCUGAAGAAGAGAAUCUCCUGCCAGUUAGGGCAGGACCCAGAGACCGACGAUGAUGGGGAACUCACCUACGAGAAUGUACAAGUGCCCUCAAUCUCAGGGGGAGCCUCAAGCUUGGCUUCCUCUGGACGGGGGGACAAAGCUGGUCUUCAGUCCGAGCCGCCCACUGCGUCCUGGAGCUCGGUGACGUCACCAGCAGCCAGGCGCCUCCAGGGCUGCCGUUCAUCCUUCUCGAAAUACCUCUUGGGCCUGCUCUUCGCCUGCCUGCUGUUAGGGAUAGCUGCUAUCUCCUUAGGAGUGCGCUACCUGCAGGUAUCUCAACAGCUCCAGCACAUGAACAGAGUUCUGGAAGCCACUAACAGCAGUCUGAGGCAGCAGCUCCAAAUAAAGAUCACCCAGCUGGGGCAGAAGGAACAGGAUCUGCUGGGGUCCAGGAGGGAGCUGACCCAGAGUCAGGAAGCACUACGGGUGGAACAGAGGGAUUGCCAGGCUGUCAAGGAGCAGCUACAGGCCUGCCAGUCUGACAGCCAGGGAACAAAGGAGGCCUUGCACAAUGAGGAGGAACGAAGGAGGUCGCUGGAGGAGAGGCUGAAUAGAAUACAGGACAAACUGAAGCCCUACCUCACAUGUGACACACCUGCUUCACAAGAUACCUGCUGUCCCAUGGGAUGGAUACUGGUGGAGAGGAAAUGCUUUUACUUCUCAUCUGUUAAGAAAUCAUGGGAGGAGAGCAAAAAGUUUUGUAGUUCUAUGUUAUCCAGCUUGGCCACACUUAGUGACUAUCCUUAUACAGGUUAUCACAGCAGCAGCGUAUAUAAAGCGUGGGAACAAUCUGGUCGGUCUGAUUCAUUUUGGAUUGACGUCAGGCCAAAGGACAGGCAGGGGACUUACACUAAAGUGGGCUCUGGGUAUAAUGCUCCAAAACAACCCUGUUAUAAGAUACCAUCAUACUCUUGGUUAUCAUCUCAAGACUGUAAGAGUUCUCUUCCCUUCAUCUGUGAGAAGGAAGCUUUUAAGUAUCCAGAUCAGCACUGAGCUGAAUACUUGUGCCAACAAGAGCCUGUGCCCCUCAUCCCUAACUUGGAGCCAUGGGUCCAUGAUUCUCUCCCUCCAGCGUUCCCUCACUCUUGCUGGACAGUGCCUGGCCAAGGGCUGAUCUGGCCCAACAUUCC
Messenger RNA from Pteronotus mesoamericanus, 1313 nucleotides. RefSeq names its product CD72 molecule (gene CD72). The transcript is spliced from 9 exons. Bases 97 to 1176 code for a protein of 359 amino acids. Gene Ontology annotation, molecular function: transmembrane signaling receptor activity. Gene Ontology annotation, cellular component: plasma membrane. Lineage: Eukaryota; Metazoa; Chordata; Mammalia; Chiroptera; Mormoopidae. The record is from RefSeq and is a predicted model, not a curated record.